Molecule: messenger RNA, 3618 nt
Organism: Penicillium salamii
Lineage: Eukaryota; Fungi; Ascomycota; Eurotiomycetes; Eurotiales; Aspergillaceae
Source: the annotation of a GenBank genome assembly
AUGGCCUUCCCCUACAUUGACACUCCACGAACGGAAAUCGACGGAAACGCGACUUAUCUGACGAAUGGAUUCCGCAGCGCGGGGCGACAUCACUUGUCUGCACUCGAUUCACUUGAAAAUUCCUUCCAAACACCCUCAAAAGACAAUGAUGUGAUUAAAGGAUUCGACAAACGCGCCACCCCUCGUGGAGCUGCUUCCAAACCGGCAAGAACCGCGUUGCGACACCUUCCAGCUGCAGGCCCGGAGAAGGGGGAAUUCACACCGUUGAUGAAGAGCGCCACGAAAAACAACUACUUAAGGAGCAUGUCAACGACAAGAGGGGCAGAUGGUCCCAAAACACCCGGAUAUCAGCGAGACACAUAUCGGAGCAACGCCCAGACGCCUCGAUUACCUGCAAUGGACAUGUCCGACAUAUACGAAGAAGACCGGAUCCAGGAAGAGGCGACUCCAAUGCCCCACGCCGCAAGCAGCAGUGCGCAGAGUACACCACUGCCCGGGCGAGAUGGAGGAGUGCUGGGUGAAGGUCACAACAACCUAUCAUUGAAGGAACAAGCCAUAGCCCUGGACAAGCUCAGUAAAGACAACUUCAACUUGAAACUGAGGAUUCAUUUUAUGGAGGAUCAACUGCAAAAACUCGGCCCAGAAACGAACAAGGAAGCACUUAAAGAAAACGCGGAGCUCAAAGUCAUCAAAACGACGAUGCAACGCGACAUUCUCCGGUACAAGAAGAACCUCGGACUGGCAAAGAAGGAAGCCGAUGAAUAUCAGCUUCAGCUGGUGGAACUACAGGGAAUGAGAUGGCACGAGCAAGCCGAUCAGACAGUACAGCGAGAAAUGGAUUUGAUGCGGGAGGAGCUCGAGUCGCGUGACAACGAACUUCGAGAAGUGCGCGAAGAAUUGAGAUACGCUAAAGAAUCCCAAUCAGAAGUGACCGAAAAGCUUCGAGACGACAUUGAGGAUUUAGAGGCUAGCUCAAGAGAGAAGGAUCGGAUCAUCGAGGAACGCGAAGAAGAGCUAGAAGAGCUGAGACGCAACAGCGAGGAAAAUGGCACGGCUUCUGAACUCCAGCAAGAACUUGAUCGUGCCCAGGAGCAGAUCCAAGAGCUCCAGGAUAGUCUCGACCAGGCUCAGUCUGAGAGCAGAGAGUCAGAGAUGGCUACUCGACAAGCCCUGGAAGACAAGGACCGUGUCGAGGAGGAUCUGAGAGAACUGCAAGAUGAGAUGUCGAACAAAUCCUUCACCACGAAAGGAUUAAGCCGGCAAAUGGAGGAAAGAACAGAGAAACUUGAACAAGAGGUACAAGACCUUCAACAAGAAAACCAUGUUCUGCGAACGGACCUCGAGAGCAAGACAAGCCAUGUGACUCGACUAGAAGAGCGCCAGCAAACCCUUCAGCAUGGUAUGGAAGACAACGCCCAUCUGCUGAGAGACCUUGAUCUGGCCAAGCAUGAACGUGAUCAAACCCAACAAGACUUGAACAGGGCCUCCGCUCAACUGCAGGAGCUUUCGAAUGAACUACAGCGCGAAACAGAAGAAAAGCAACUCCUCCAAACUCGCCACCAUGCUCUGACUGACGAAUCAGGGGGCCUGCAAACCGAGCUCGACCGGGCCCAAUCCCGAAUUCGUGAAUUGCAAAAAGCCGUCAACGAGGCCACAACGCACGCUCAAGACGAAGGUCACAAACUCCACUGGCAACACAAGUUACAGGUUGAUAGACUACAAGAGGAGAUUGAGAACCUUCAGCAUGAGAUCGAGGAGAAGGAGGGACGGUUUGCGGUCGAUCAAAGCCGAUGGGAGAGCAGCAAACGUGCCCUACAGUCUGAGAAAACAUGGGCAGAAGGCCAAGUUGCGGAACUGCAGCGCACGAUUGAUACACUCCAAGAGGCUGGUAAUACUUACACCACCAAGGAGUCUCGGCUGCAGGGUGCUGUUGAGAGCGAGAAAAAACGGUCUACCCAAGAGAAGACCAUGUUGAAUCGCCAAAUCCAAGAUCUCAAGGACGACCUCGAGAAAACAAGACGUGAUCUCGAUGAAAAACGGGAAGAGCUGUUCUCAGCCAAGGAGGAUGUUCGUUUAUCUCGACGCGACCAAGCUGCACUGGGAGAGAAAGUGCAAGCUUUGGAGGAUGAGGUUAUUGUCCUUCAAUCCACUUUGGCAGAUGAGCAAGAAAUUGCCAAAGGUCGACAAAACGCGAAUCCCGACAUGGAAAGAAAAUUGGAACAAUCCAUUACGGAACGUCAGAAGCUUCGUGAUCAACUUGCCAACGCUCAUGUCGAACUCUACGAAUUGCGAAACUCGGUGCAGGAACUCGAAGCCGAACGUGACGAGCUCAAUGGCCAGCUGGACAAGGCUCCGAAUACAGAUGACAACUCUCGGAUCGACCGCGACAAGUUCGAACUACGCAGAACGGUAACCAAGCUCGAGAAUGAUCUCAAAGCACUGCGUGAAGCCAAGUUGUCUCUUGAAAACCAACUUGUUUCAGAGACUGAGCAUUUUGUAGCAGAAGAGGGUCGUCUUUCCGCAGAAAUCGAUCGUCUCCAGGACAAGUUGCUUGCAAGCUCGGGCAACAGGGAUCGUGAACUCACCUCAGCCAAGACCAAAGUACAGCGCCUGGAGCGCCGCGUGCAAACUCUCGAGUCCUUGCUCGAGCAGCAGCCUGUCGUGGAAAAUGAGCAAUCUGGCGCACACAGUGAUCUCUCUUUACUUCGUCAAAGUCUGGAGGAGGCUCGCAAACGCGAAAAGAUUCUUGUUCACCGUGAAUCCAAGCACAAGUCAUCGGCGCAAACCUACAAGACACGUGUUGAUGAGUUGGAGAAGGACCUCCACGAUACAGUGAUGAGAAAGUUCGACUCCCAAUCUCCGCAGAACUCUCCCUCUGCCAAGUUAAACGAAGAGCUACGGACCUUGCGGAAGCAAGUGGCUGAAGCACACCGUUCCCUGCAAACAGUGAACAAGAAGAAUCGUGAGCUUGAACGUGCUGCCAUGAAAGAAGAAGACCAGAAGGACUUCCACGAGCUCCUCAGAUCAUCCACCCUCGAGGCCGAAUCACUCGCCCUCAAGCUCUCAGAGCGUGACGGACGUCUCACUGAAUUGAAGACGCAUGUACGCCGCAUUCGCGAAGAACGAGAUGCCCACAAGCGCGAAGCCGAAGCAGCAACUAAGAACAUUGAUUUGCUACAACGACGCCACGAAGAGGCCCUGGAAAAGAACUCCCUCACCAAAACGAGCAGUAAGACCAAGCACGAGAAAGAAAUGCGAGGUCUCGGCAAGGAGAUUGUCUGGCUUCGUGCCCGUCUACAGAGAGAGGAGAAGUUCCGACGUGAUCUUGCCUGGAGUAAGGGCCUGAUGGAGCUCGGUGAACGCGUUCGCGUAGCAUGCAACGACGCUGAUCUCCGCAUGAUCUCCGAGAUGGGAGUGCAGGCCCGUGACCGCGCUCCUGUCCGUACUCCCCGGCACAAAUUGAAAUCAGCCAUUUCCCUUGUACGGGCUGCAGUUCGGAUGAAGAAGAUGAGCAGCGAUUGGAAGCGAACGAAGAAAUUGGGUGAGGGCUUGAAGCGAGCUAAGACCGAGAUGAUUAAGCGUCGCGAUAGCUCGAACAGAAGCUUGCUUGGCCAGUAG